AGGAUUUCUUCGAGCGUACCGAAGAAGAGGUGGACCGGAAGGCUUUGAUGAACUUCAGUUUGUUGGCACCUCGACGAGGAGAUACGAUUAGGAAGCUGCUAGAAGAGGAGGCGAUUGAUCGCAGCGAGAAGUGAGUGCAAUAGGAAAAUGGCCAGCUCUAAAAUAAAGUAUGCAAAGUUAAGAUUGUUUAAACCAUCUCCGUCUGCCAGAGGCGAUAGAAAUUCUAAUUCACCACUAGAAAAUGGGGAAUGUCCGAAGAGUCCUCCACUUAAAACGAUUGAGCAGAUGGAGGGCGAAAUCAUUGAUCUUUCCGUCGAGGGUAACGACAAGGAUGUAGAAGCCGAUAAAACUAUUGUCAAGCGCACACGGGUGGAUUCCCUGGAAUCGACGGAUAAACCUAUGUUAAAGUUGCCGAAGCUCCCGAAAAAGCCCCAAGAGGAGGGAAUUAUCGGCAAGUUUUUCAAACCUUCCGAAGACGACUUCGAGGACACUAAGAAGGAGAGUGUUCCAAAGCGAAAGGCCAACGCACAAAAGAGUACGAAGCCUCGCAAACCCAAAGCUCCACGAAGACCGAAAGAUCAAUCCGAUAUCCGGAAGGUGUUCAAAAAAUACAAAGACAGCGACGGAGACCAGCUGCUGCAGAACCUCAUGCUGGAGCAUUCGGUUGCUGAUCGGCUGGAUCCCGAACAGCUGCAGAUUGCGCUAGCAAUGUCCCGGUCGUUGGUCGAUCAGAGUGGUGGCUCCCAAGUCGCCGUUGAACCUAUCCCAGUGGACGAUGAAGCGCAAGAUUCCUUCGGAGCAAGUUCCGGCUCGAUCGAGGAACGUCGCAUCCAGGGGAUUCGUGCCACACUCGAACAGUAUGGCUUCAAGUGCAAGAGCAGUUACAAUGAUUAUGAUUUGAAUGUGAUGUUCGGGACAAAAGCGGCGAAACCGAAAAAUACUAGGAAAUUUAAGCUCAAACGGCCAACGCAGUUGGUUCGAAGAGAUCGUGGAGGAUUGGUAGCUUUUAUGACUGCGCAGGCGGAGCGGUUGCUGAAGGAAGAGCUUCAACGGCCGCUUGCGGAUUGUACUGAUGUAAAUAUUGAGACUAGAACAUAUGGCAGCAACAUUUUUUGGAUGAACCAGAAUGGGGAAGAAAGCGGGAAGAUUAUGUCCGAAUAUUAUGUGGAAGGAUUGAUGGAAGUAUGCUCAGUGAAGGCUGGUUACUUACUGAAGGAUUGGAAGCUGAUUCCCGGCCGAGAUGUAACUCCUGAAAGAGAAUUGAUAACAGGAAUUUCAGAGGAAGAGAGACAUGAAAUAAUCCCACAAUUCGUAGCUUGUGAACCAAUUGAAAAUGAACAGGACGCACUUCUUGAUAUGGACACAGUUUCGGAAGAAUAUAACCAAAAAUAUAACCACGAAGCGCCAGUUUGUUCGAGGGAUAGGACAAAUUUAGUCAUACCGUCCACGCCGAAGCGUUCGGCUUCGCCGGAGUUGUUUGCUUCCGACAGUGGAGACGAGGAAAGGAUUGCCGGAACGCAUCCAAUAGAUCUGGAGGAUGAGGUGUGCGAGACGGCAGUGAAUAAUGACGACGAAGAACCAAAUAGUGUGAAUACAUCGGCGAAUCUGCGAUGUACGAGCUCGGAGAAUAUCUUUGACGAUACCGACCCCAUUGUGCAUUACGAACUCUACUCUAGUGAUGAAGUGAAGAUCUCUACAACUGGACAGGAAAAAUCUACCUCUGAUAGCCCGAGUCCACAUGGUCGUCCCCUCAUGGCCGCUCAGAGGCAGGAGCCUAUAGAAAAAGACGCCGUUAUAUUGCUGAGUUCAGAGGAAAAUUCCAACCAUGCCGUGGAACAGCAGAAAACCAUCCAAAGCGCAUCCAAGCGAGCUCCUACGACGGCAAUUGACAGCGGGAUAAUGGAGAAAGAGCAGCGUUUGGACGGUGAUUCGUUUAUUUCGCCCGGAAAGAAUCUUUCCUUCCAUGCACUGGCGUUGCAGUACAAACUGCGUCACGUUUCGCUUGAUAAUGUAGAAACUAUCAAUCUGGAGGUCGAUGGUGCUGAGGAAGAAUGCGUUGGUCCAGAAACUGGAGAAAACAAACGACCAGAUGAGGGGGGCGAAGGCAUUCCAGAUCCUAUAUCCAAUCACAGCGAAAUAUCAAUGCACUCCAAUGCAACCGACGAACAUUCCGAUUGCGACGUUAUGAUAGUUUCGGAUGACGAAGUGAAUUAUUCCGUCCGACAGGAGCAUUCCAUACUGUAUAAUGAUUCCCCUAUUGUGCCUGAUUAUGUGAACGAUCAAAGUAACAAAGAUGACAACCCUGGGGAAGACCUCGAUAGCACGAAAGAAUAUUUCAACAUAGAAGAAUUCAAGAAUCUCCAAGCCGUAGUAAACGCUUCCCAAGUAAUGACUGACGAUGUUCAUUCGAUUUCUUCUGACGAAGAAGUCACCAAGGAAGGGAUUGAAACCACACAUACCAAAGCUAACAAUACGAUGGCUUUCCUGGACGGACUUGUUGCAAAAUUCAACCUUACUCCGGUAACUAACCACGCAGGCGAAGGCGACACACCAAAACAUUGCGCCCUGGAUGACUACCUGGAAAACUAUGAAAUACCCGAUUUCACCGUCGAAAUCCAUGAAGAUGCUGAGACAGCACCACUCACAACACCAGCUCCCAUCCCCUCGGAACAGCUAGACCAGGAGAUCGAACACAUCCUUAACCGGGCACAGGAAACGUGCUCACAGAUGCCCUCGUCUUCGCCCCAGAGCAAACCAAUCAAAAGGACAAUUUCCGAUUCGGCUCUGCUGGUAUCGAAGAAGAGUAAACCACGGCAGCAAUCCGUCAAGGAAAAAUUUAAAACACUUACGGCGCAAAUUGAACCCGAGCCGAGCGAGUACGAGAUCAGGCUGGAGAAUGUGAGCCCUCGACCCGAGUACGAUGGGAUGUCGUCGCCCCAGCUGGAACGUGAGCUAUACAAGUAUGGGCUGAAGCAGGCGAGCCGAUCGAAGGCUGUGAAAGUACUGAAUUUUAUGUACGAUCAGUUGCACCCGCUGGUUGAAGUUGUUGAAGUGGAAGAGGAGGCUGACGCAAAGGGGGAGGAGGAUCUGGAUCGUACAAUGGGUGCACGGGGAGAUCGUUUAGUAGAAACAAUGGAUGGUUUGAAGCUUGUUGAGAAAGGUGCAUUCGUUCCAGAGAUGGAAAACGAGGAUUAUAUUUUACCUUCGAAGCCAAGAAAAAAGACUUUCUGGUGCGCAGUACCGCUACAUAUUGCCUUCUACAACAUGGUCAAACUUGACAGUCGUCUCCACCAGCAGAUUCUAAGCUAUCAGCCAAUCGAACUGGAAGCAGUAUACAACCAUCUGAAGGAAAUUGGUCUGCGCUAUGAAACUAAUGAUUUGAUAGCGUUUCUCGACAGGCGAUGCAUCACAUUUCGCACUGCCCAGCCGGGCGGAGGCAGAACGAAAAAACCCGAACGAAAGAAAAAUUGAAUAAAGAGCAUAAUUUCCGGUGUCAGUUGAGAGCUAAUGGUAGAAAGUUUCUGGGGUGAUAAUUGUGUCUGUUUUGUUGUCGCUGCUUUAAAAAACAAAAGAUAAUUCAAGUUGUAAAUAUAUUUUUCUGCACUAUCGGAAACGAUAUCGAACCCGGUGGCUCAUAA
Molecule: messenger RNA, 3638 nt
Organism: Toxorhynchites rutilus septentrionalis
Lineage: Eukaryota; Metazoa; Arthropoda; Insecta; Diptera; Culicidae
Gene: mus312
Product: structure-specific endonuclease subunit SLX4
Exons: 5
Coding region: 148-3471 (1107 amino acids)
Biological process (GO): meiotic DNA double-strand break processing; interstrand cross-link repair; DNA replication
Cellular component (GO): nucleus; Slx1-Slx4 complex
Molecular function (GO): enzyme binding
Source: RefSeq, a predicted model, not a curated record